Messenger RNA from Ectocarpus sp. CCAP 1310/34, 4467 nucleotides. Lineage: Eukaryota; Phaeophyceae; Ectocarpales; Ectocarpaceae. The record is from the annotation of a GenBank genome assembly.
AUGCUUACAGCAGUACAUGCCGGGUACUCGCUCGCAGAGGACAAAGGGGCAUCCAGCUUUGGAGAGAAAUGGAGCCCGGACAUGCCAGCGGGCGAGGGAAGCAGAAGCAGAGAGUACGGCCUCAGGACCGUAGAGAAAGAGAGCCGGGGAAGCGGCGGUGGGGGGGAAGAAACGACGACCGGGCACUGCUGUAGAAGCGAAUAGGGCGGCCGAGGCAGCACUUGUGGCGACCUAUGUACCUGGCUGAUGCUGUUGCGCCCUGUUUCCCUCCCUGCUGUAUGAAAUACUCCUUCAUGUAUGUCCUUUGUAUUGCCUUCGGCCUCUGUGCUGUGUUUCUGUGGGGUUUUUUUCAUGACCUCCCUGCCUACUCUGCUGUGUUGGGUACCGUGAUCUCGCUUUGCUGUUGCCUUUGUUUUUGUACGCCUGGCUGUCUGCCCAUCUGCCGCCUAUUUGUCCUGUUGGCUCCGUUACUCCCAUGCCCUGGUGCGUAGUGCCUGGUGCUGGUACGUUACCCUUUGAUUUUUCUUUGGGCGGGUGUGGGAAGCGUCCUCCUUUGUUUUUGUUUUUGUUAUAUUUUGAUCGGUUUCCGAGGGCUCUCUUCUCGAACGGUCGGUGCGAUACCUGUUCUUUUCUUUCCGUCAUUUUGUUUUCUUGUUCCGAGUGGUUUGUACCCUAUUUUUGUUUUGUUUCCCCGCGGCGUCGUAUGUGCCUGGUUUUGAGACCACGGGCUCCACAUUUCUUGUGGACUCUUAAUGUGAGAAACAACAACAAACAACAAUACUUGCGGAAACGCCCGUACCGGUCUCGGGAAAAACAUGUUAACAUACGGUGCACUGCUGUGUUUGCCACCACACACACCGUGCGCUACGGAAUGCCUUCAACAAGACACAAGUUCCUACCUCGUGAGAUAGGUUUGAAGCUCUCGGAUGAGAUCGUCAGUGACGAGCGAUACACAGUCGGCGCGCUUCCGACCUUCGCAGAGAGCCUUGAUUCGACGGCGAGAUUCGCGCUGCGCCUGGCGCAUGGACAGCACGUCUUCGUCGCUGGGGUUAUAGAUCUCAUCGCUGUCGAACUCCCCUACCAGCUUUGCCUCUCGCUGUUGCCGCCCUGCAACAAGGGCGGCAAUGCGCUCCUGCUCCAAACGGGCCUACCCAGUUCGAAUAAAACAAGAAGAGUGAGACUGCUGCGCAAGCACGAUUUCUGUAUCACACAGAACAGCUGGAUAAUAUGUUCAAAGAAUUCGAGACGACGAGAAAUUCUACAAAGAGUAUGCAUAGUCUACAUAGUCUAUUCGAGAAACAACGAGGUUGUAAUUUAUUUAGGUGAACCACAAUGCACGUUUACCUGGUGCGGUCUUGUCGGCUUUGGCUCGACACGAGAUCGGAAAAUACCGCAAGUGUUCUCAAUUCUCAGGUUGUUUGCCCGAGCUAAUGGCCUCGUCUCCGAUCACACAUUGAAGAUGUGCUGUUGUUUAAAGUAGGUAUUAGUCCACCACAAGUUGCCUAGGCUCUACAGUCUACGAGAACUAAAACUAUCGACUUUGUAGGCUACACGAUGACUAUUGUACAUGUAUGUUGUAGACGACCGAGACUGCUGCUGCUGUCUGACCGCCGUUAGACUACAAGUUUUCGCAGGAAAAUAUUCCCUCCCGAAACGUGCGCACGAUACAGCUGUGAUUCUUCCUUACAUGACGCCAGUGACAACAGUACCACUCGACACGCAAGGGCGCGUGUGCGCGCGUGUCAGUGAACGAUGUACGUGCGUGCUGUCAUGGCCUACUCGCAGGGCUGGAAAGAUCGUAUCCACUCGCACCAGUUCGGCUUCGUUGGGGGCCUCUUUCGCCAAGGCAUCGAGGUUGCUGAAGAAAUCCGCCACCAGACGCUUCGCGCGCCUGAUCCUGGUCCUGUUGUACUGGCCAAGGUCGGCCGCAUCCAUUGCGAUUCACAAGUAAGACACCGGGACGCUGGUGGACCUGCCCGGCUGCCGUUGGCCGGUGGAUUGAUUGUGUGUGUGUAUGCCACACACGACCCACGACCCCCCCCCCUCCACUUCCCCCCUAAGUUGUCUCUUCUCCAUCCAGCGAGCCCCGAACCCACCUCUCUCUGGUUGACGGUUGACCAUGGGAUGUGUGCGCACACGCACCUGUGCGCGCGGCUGGUGAGAAGUAGGACCUGCCGGAUCCUUUUGGAUUUCCCGCUGAGCGUCCUCUCGAAAGCACCGAGUCCGGCGGAUCGCUGCGCCAACUUCUUCAACGUGCGUGGACGGUGUGCGGGCAAACUUUUGGGGGUAGUUCUUGGAAGCAACAGGAAGCAACCGCGCAGUGACCCACACAAGGGUACAUCAGUUGACAGCAGCCUCGACGAAGCAGCCUUGCGACGGUUUCCAGAAUCAGUGCCAUUCAACCUUGGCCAAGGAGGGGGGGUUGCACCGGGAGCAGUGGUGAUCAGAAGCUGGGGAGGAAGGAGGGAGAGAAUAAGGAACAACCGCACCUUCAACCUGCAAAACCAGCAGCUACAAGGGCUUCGAAACGUCGAGAGAGAAAGAGGCAGCUACGGGUUAGGGUUACAGACCCACAGCAGCCCGGUCUCCCGGAGGGAGAGAAGCCGGCUACAGGAUUAGCCAAUCGGGAGCACGCUGUGCAGGCGCGGGGGCGGGUGGCGGAGGACCUAGACCAGGCAGGACUCGACGAUACACAUACCCCAGCGCGUGACCCUUUCUCUUCUCAGCGAGCGUCUUCCCUACACCGCCGCAUUUUGAGGGUGUAUCCUCUUGGUGUCAACAAGGGAAUUUGCUGAGUCCGCGCUGCGGUUGGGUCUUGCAAGAGCAGAGCGAUCCACAUGGGCAGCACUGCUGCUGACGCCCUUGGUUCAAUCUUCCGUCACCCGAGUGCGUUCACGGAACCUCCGUCUUGCCAAAGGCGUACCAUCCGUUGCUUGGCACACACCCUACUUCCCAUGCUUUAGUGUGGAUUUGUGUGUCUCCAGACGCCAUUUGCGUCGAUCCAGCUUGUGUCCGCCGCGUGCUGUGUGGACAACGAGUACGUAAUUCGAGAGGGCAGCAUUCUAUCCACCUGCCGUACGCAUACAUAGAAUCGUGAACGCUUCUCGAUGUCAUUAUCCACAGGGACUCACAAACCUGACACGAAGGGAUCUAUCGUGGGUACAGCAGUAGUAGAUGAUGCAUUCGGUUUACUUGGUUUUCGCUGCGAAGGGCUCUCAUGCUUUCAUGUCGCAGCAAGCGCUGCUGUGCUGAGGAUUUUCGCGUGGGCCGAGCAGCACAUGCGACUUAAGUAAGUCGUUUUUGCCUACCAUAGAUCUACAGCAGUAAAUAUCACCGAUGUGAUGCCUAAUAUCACCUCCCGUCGAGCGUCUCGUACGAAAAGUGUGGCCCUGUGCUCUCGUUAACCCCUUUGGGUCUAGCUCUUUUUUUUUUUGCGGCAAAAAAAGGGGGGGGGAGGAGAGUGCGGGGAGAGACAGAAGUACAGCAGAGAAGACGAGUGUACUUCUGUAGACGCAACAGCUGUCUCCACCCAUAGGCCAUGAGGGCUGCCCGCGACAGGACGGUGGACACAGCCAGGAUCAUAGAAGGGUUGAUGUGGUUGCGAUGCGGCCAGUAGCGCAGUUUUAGGCUUGUAGAACUCGAAAAGAUCAUUCAAGCCGCCUGAACUUCUCUAUGUUCAGUAUAUUCAAAUCAUCAACAAAAAUAAUCAGUGAAAAUGAUCAGUGAGAGGGCUUGUAGACCCAUAGCUGGUUCUUUACUUGUGUGCUUCUCUUUCCCCUCCCCAAUGUGAGCCCUGCCGGCUCACUACAGCUCCUGUGAUUUUCCCAUGAUUCCCACAAGCACGCAAGCACACACCAGCACACACCUACCUUUGCACUAGUGGCUCUCUGGGUUCGGCCGAGGGUAUGUGUGGGGCUAUGCUGAUAGUGUAUGUGUUACUACCUACUGCUGUAUGUUGGACUCUAUACGGCUGCUGCUGUGUAGAAUAGCCGCAGACAUGAUGACUGUACUGGAUCUUGGGAGUGUACGAUUUUCGAAUUGGAAGCAUAUGCAGCAUACCACGAUAUCCUGGCCUGUUUGGGCUUGAAGUGCCCCUUUUCGCUGUCCUCCUGUCUUUGCUUUAUUGGCUUCCUAGGUUCGGGCGAGGGCGUGCAUGUGGAGCUUUUGAUGUGUGUCUGUGAAAGGAUAUGGGGAGAGAUCCAUGGUGGUAUUGUUCGCAUUUAGAGCAGUGUGCAUUUUUCUAGUUUUGGCCGUUUCCAGGGACCUUGAUAUUUCCCGCUGGCACUAACGUCUUUUCAUUGGCCACCGGGUAGCGCGGUCGAUGCGAAUAAUAAAGACACACCUACCUACUGACUUGCCAACACCUGGCGUGGAGGGAUACAGGGCGGCAACUCCAUGGCAUGCCACAACAUCAGCAUUUACAAACAAAUGACCAUUCAAUGAUCUGUCAGGACGCCUGUAGACCCA